Mugil cephalus (flathead mullet) is the source of this 2111-nucleotide messenger RNA. RefSeq names its product beta 3-glucosyltransferase a (gene b3glcta). Gene Ontology annotation, cellular component: membrane. The transcript has 15 exons. The record is from RefSeq and is a predicted model, not a curated record. NCBI's taxonomy places the organism in Eukaryota, Metazoa, Chordata, Actinopteri, Mugiliformes, Mugilidae. Gene Ontology annotation, molecular function: acetylglucosaminyltransferase activity. The coding region runs from base 227 to 1723 and encodes 498 amino acids.
GGUGGAGCAGAAAGUGAAUUCAUUCCGCCAGCAGAGCGCGUCCCUGCGCCUUCUCCAGAAACCGGGGAUGCCUCCUUCCACGGCACAACCCCACUCCCCGUUUUCCGUGAAACUGUGAAAAGGGAAAGCCCGGUUGUUUACUUGAAGAAAAAAAAAAACACUGUCAGAAAGCCCAUGCACUGCGAGCUUUCUCCACCUCCUCCACUGCUCCCAGGACUCUCGCAGGAUGCUGUCGAACAGCCCGCACAUCGGGCACAAACUGGCAUGCUGCUUGGUUUUCCUCUCCUUCUGUCACAUCAACUUUGCUGCUGGCAGCUCAGGAAAAGGCUCACAGAGCCAAGAUGAUAUGCAUGUCAUCCACAACAAUCAACUUGACCUGCGGGAGAUAGUCUUCGUCAUCCAGAGCCAAAGCAACUCCUUCCAUGUCAAGCAGGCGGAAAGGCGGAGAGCAGAUUUACAUAAGCAGGCGCGCAGUCUGACAGAGCAGCCACCAGUCGUUCUGCUUCUUCACAGUUUAUCAGAUAAUGAGGGAGAUUGGAGCAUCCUUCCUCUGCUGCCUUAUUUCUCGUACUCCUUUGGGAAGAACUCCUCCUGGAUUGUAUUUCUCGAGGAGGAAACAAAUGUGAAGAUGGCAACCCUUCUGCAAGUCCUUGGGAAAUUUGACAAGAAUAAAGAGUGGUUUCUUGGCAAGCCGCUGCGUGAUGAGGAGUCGACCAUCAUCCACCACUACGCCUUUGCGGAGAAUCCCUCCAUCUUUAAAUAUCCAGACUUCGCUGCAGCCUGGGCCUUAAGCAUCCCGCUAGUUGUUCGGCUCGCAAACAAAGUGAGAGAUGAGCCACUUAAAUCCGACUUCACUAUUGACCUGAAACAUGAGGUUGCCUUGUAUAUCUGGGACAAUGGGAAGGGUCCGCAUCUCACCGCGGUUCCCGAGCUGUGCACUGAACCGGAGGACUCUCCUCAGGCCCGUAGCUGUGCGACCACCCUGAGCAAAGACCCUCCACUGUGUGGGGAGCCUGUAAAUAAAGAAGAAAUAUUUGUUGCCGUGAAAACGUGUGGGAAGUUCCACAGUGAAAGAGUUCCGGUCAUAAAGAAGACUUGGGAAAAGGAAGCCGUGUUUUUAGAGUACUACAGUGACCACGCUGAUCCUUCCAUACCAACCAUUAACUUGGGAGUCCCAAACACCGAAAGAGGCCACUGCGGGAAAACAUUUGCAAUCCUUCAGAGAUUUUUAAGCAGCGCCGUCCCAGACACCAAGUGGCUCCUCGUUGUGGACGAUGACACUCUUAUCAGCAUCCCCCGACUGCAAGUCUUGCUGAGCUGUUAUGACCCCUCUGAACCGGUGUGUCUCGGAGAGAGAUACGGCUACGGCUUGAGCCAAGGUGGCUACAGUUACAUCACAGGAGGAGGAGGGAUGGUGUUCAGCAGGGAGGCAGUGGUCCGACUUCUUAACAGCGGCUGCAAGUGCUACAGCAAUGACGCGCCAGAUGACAUGGUGCUGGGAAUGUGCCUCAAUGCUCUGGGGCUUCCCGUCACACACAGUCCUCUCUUCCACCAGGCACGCCCAGAGGACUACGCCAGAGACUUGCUCGCACACCAGGUCCCCAUCUCCUUCCAUAAACACUGGAACAUCGACCCCGUUGCCGUUUUCAACAAAUGGCUUAAGGACGACUCGAGGGGAAGCGUGUCAGAUGAACUUAAUAAGAGCGUUAAGACAGAGUUAUAGUCAUUAAAAGAACACAACUGUCCUGUAGGAAUAUGUAUGUAUGUAUGUACAGAGUGUGUGUGAGUGCGCGUGUUGUCAUGGAGCAAUUAUCUAUUCACAGAUGUAAAUGUUUUUUUUUGUUUUGUUGUUUUUUUUUUGUAUUGUUGGUGUUGAGCUGCUGUUAAGAGGGACCAUGCUAGCGUGCGUCCGCAACUUAAUACCAGAGUGUUUUCAUGACUGAGCUGCAUGUUGAGGCCACUGUUCAUUUUGGAAAUAUAAUGUGUGUAUAUUUAUAUCAUACGGAUAAUCUAAACCCUACGAUAGGAGCAUAUCUUUUUCUGUAUCUUUUAAAAUGAUCACUAAUGCUGUACAAUGUGCUCUAUUUUGUCAUAAAAGUAUUUGAAAACGU